This is a messenger RNA of Suncus etruscus (white-toothed pygmy shrew), 954 nucleotides long. Its product is annotated as retinol dehydrogenase 7-like. Bases 1 to 954 code for a protein of 317 amino acids. The transcript has 4 exons. Gene Ontology annotation, molecular function: oxidoreductase activity. The record is from RefSeq and is a predicted model, not a curated record. NCBI's taxonomy places the organism in Eukaryota, Metazoa, Chordata, Mammalia, Eulipotyphla, Soricidae.
AUGUGGUUGUACCUGGUGGCCCUGGUGGGCAUGUACCACCUUGUGCGCUGGUACCAGGAGAGGCAGGUUGUCGACCAGCUGCAGGACAAGUAUGUCUUCAUCACGGGCUGUGACACAGGCUUUGGGAACCUGCUGGCCAAGCAGCUGGAUAUGAAGGGCUUUAGGGUUCUGGCUGCGUGCCUGACUGAGAAUGGGGCCGAGACACUGAAGGCACAGACUUCAGAGAGGCUGGACACAGUGAUCCUGGAUGUCACCAAGUCAGAGAGCAUCGCUGCUGCCACCCAGUGGGUGAAGGAACACACAGGAGACAGAGGUCUCUGGGGCCUGGUGAACAAUGCUGGAAUCUCAGGGAUUUUGGCUCCCAAUGAGUGGCUGACCAGACAGGACUUCAUGGAGGUACUGGAUGUGAACCUGCUAGGGGUGAUUGACGUAACUCUGAGUCUGCUACCCCUGCUGAGGAAAGCCCAGGGCCGGGUGGUCAAUGUUUCCAGCAUUCUUGGUCGUAUUCCCCUGUUUGCUGGUGGCUACUGCAUCUCCAAAUUUGGUGUGGAGGCGUUCUCAGAUACCCUCAGGAGGGAGCUCUCUUUCUUUGGAGGGAAGGUGGCUAUAAUUGAGCCUGGUUUCUUCAAAACUUCUAUGAGCAAUACUGAGAAGCUUGGUCAGAAUUUCAAAAAUGCAUGGGAUCAGGCCAGCCCAGAAGUCAAAAGCACCUACGGGAAAAAAUUCCUGAAAUCCGGUAUAAAAAUAUUUCAAAUCUUACAACCAAUAAUGUCUGAGGAUCUGUCUUUAGUGGUAGGCUGCAUGGAGCAUGCUCUGACCUCCUGUCAUCCUCGGACCCGGUAUUCAGCUGGUUGGGAAGCUAAACUGAUUCUCCUCCCCUUGAGCUACAUGCCCACCUUUCUGGUGGAUGCCAUCAUCCGAUGGAACAUGUUAAAGGCUACCAAGUCCCUGUGA